Molecule: messenger RNA, 1605 nt
Organism: Limanda limanda (common dab)
Lineage: Eukaryota; Metazoa; Chordata; Actinopteri; Pleuronectiformes; Pleuronectidae
Product: ciliogenesis-associated TTC17-interacting protein-like
Exons: 5
Coding region: 131-688 (185 amino acids)
Source: RefSeq, a predicted model, not a curated record
UUCACAAACAGCACAGGAUGCCUCCUCUCAUCUCACAGCCACUUUCUCCUUUCACUCACUGAGACCAUCACCCCCCAUCAGCCCUCAAGCCACCAGCUGUAAAAAGCGGCAUUGAGAGAAAAGAGCAUCCAUGGCCAUGGGUCUUCUUCGUGAAUACUUGUGGCUGUGGGUGAUCUGUGGGAUGGUUUUUGGGAGUGUGUUGAUCGCCACCAUCUUCUUUCUCAUCAACAAGUGGAUUUCCAAAAGCGGCAAACACCGAGUCUCAAAGCUGCAGAGAGGAUUUCUCUCCAAUGUCGAGAGCAACAACUACCAGGAGAGAGUCCUGAGCAGCGUCACUCCUCCUCUUCCUCCUCGGACACAGUUUCUCACUGCAGAGUGUCAGAGCUAUGAGAACCUGGCGGAGGCCGUGGACGAUGAGGACUACGAGGAACCGCUGAGCGACUACGAACAGGCCACGGACGAGCAGCAGUUGGACUACGUGAAGGUGGACUACGAGGAGGAUCUCCUCCCUCCUCCUCCUGCUGUGCUGUACCAGGUUCCAGAUGAGGAAGAUCUCCUCCCUCCUCCUCCUCCUGUGCUGUACCAGGUUCCAGAUGCAGACGAUGACGAUGCUUCCACCGAGGACUACGACGACAUCGCAGGCGAGGACGACAACGAGGAUGAGGAGGACUACGACGAUCUGGGAUAGAGAGAUGAAGAGAUUAACCCCAGUGACACUUUUGACUCUGGAACACUUUGCCUGUCUACAGAAAUGCUUUUGAUCAUUUGUGUUUUUUGAUAUUAUUUAUGAACAAGGAAGCAGAGUUAGGGGGUAUCAUGAGAACCAGUGUUGUGAGAAAAGCACAGAGAGGUUUGGUUCUAUUUAGAAUAUCCUGUUGUUGAGGGACAAUACUCUGCGGCAGGAAGUCGUGUGGUUUCCGUCUCUAGUUUGACCGAUCUCGUUUGAACAGGCUUCGGUCGCCCACACAUCACAGACUCAAACUCACCGGAUCAUUCACCGAUCAUCCGCUCUCCAGGAGGCCAGCACCAACCACCAGCCUCCCCCGGAUCCUCAGACCUCACACAGGAUUUCUUCUAGUCUCAUUAUCGUGUCUGGUACCAGCCAAACUUUACUGACAUUGCCCGCAGCCACCACAGGUUCCUCAUUCUUACUUUCUUCAUUAAAAGUUGUCUGUGGUUCUGUUUUUAGUGUUCUGAGUAAUGCACAGAAGUAAGUAAAGUACAGGAUGUUAACAAAGUGAUUCAGCUGAAUUUCUGUAAUUAAGUCCUACAGUUAUAUAAUGUAUGAUGUUAGGAUGCUUAUAGGACAAUUAAUAAAUCAAUAAAAAAAAAAAAAUCUUCAGACUCAAGGAGAGGUUAAGAGAGAAUAAUGCGUAAGAAAGUUUUUAUUUUCUCUACUUCUUUUCAAGGCUGAUUUGGCCAACACACAUUUCCUCGAAUCCACAAAUAAGAGCGAGCGACUCGUCCACUGAAACCAGAGUUUACUCACACAACCGCUGUCGGGCAGCAGCUGCAGCAGCAGUCAGCAGAACGUGGUGGAGCUGCUGCCGCUGGUCGUCCAGUCAGAAACCGAAGCUGGCUUCAUGUCCUUAUAGCUGUGAAGUC